This is a messenger RNA of Prunus armeniaca (apricot), 1563 nucleotides long. The record is from the annotation of a GenBank genome assembly. Lineage: Eukaryota; Viridiplantae; Streptophyta; Magnoliopsida; Rosales; Rosaceae.
AUGGCCAUCUCUUCUCUGCGUCUCCCGUUCUCGCUGUGGCUUCCAAGACUCCCAAUUCAGAGCUUCCGUUUCUCAAAACCAAUUUUACCCCUAAGAUUGAACCUUAUUUACUGCUCCUCCUCCAUCUCCUCCUCCAUCUCCUCUACUGCUCAACAACAAACCUCAACCCACCUUGACAAAUGGCAAUCCGUUCGAAAGAAGAAAGUGGUUCUCCGGGUCGGGUACGUCGGCUCCGAUUACCGAGGCUUGCAAAUGCAACGAGACGAACAUUCAUUAUCUACUAUUGAAAAAGAACUGGAAACGGCCAUAUUCAAUGCCGGCGGUAUCAGCGAUAGUAAUCUCGGGAACCUUAACAAGAUUGCGUGGGCCAGAAGUAGCCGAACAGAUAAAGGAGUUCACUCAUUAGCGACGAUGAUAUCAUUUAAAAUGGAAAUCCCGGAGAAAGCAUGGGAUGGAGACCCUUAUGGCAUUGCCCUUGUGAAUCACAUUAACUAUUAUCUUCCUCAUAAUAUCAAAGUUUUUAGCAUUUUGCCUGCGCAGAGGAGCUUUGAUCCUAGAAAGGAGUGUAAUCUCCGCAUGUAUUCAUACCUCCUUCCUGCUGAUGUUAUUGGAAUCAAAAGCCACUUCAGCGCAGCAGAAAUUGAUUAUCACAUCUCAGACUUCAAUAGUAUACUAAAUUGUUUCGAGGGAGAACAUCCUUUUCAUAAUUAUACCAUACGAUCUAAAUACAGGAGGAAGCUUCCUGUAAAAAAAUCACGUAGACAUGGAAGUGUGUCAAUAACAGGGAGAUCAACUGGAGAGGCAUCAGCCUCUGAGUAUGAGGAAAGUGAUGUGGAUGAAAAUUUGGAUGGAACAAACACACCAGAAUCAGAUGCCGAGGUACUGAACCAAAAUUCUUCACCGUCUAGCAAUAGUGAGGGCAACUUACGCAAUGCUUGCGAGAAGCAGGGAGAUGGUGGCAACGAUCAAAGUGCUAGUUCAGUCAUCCGUGCAAGAUGGUUAUAUGAACCUGAUGAAAGAGAUAGAAUAAGUGCUUCUCAUUUCAGAAAGAUUUUUCGCUGUUCUUGUGGGAAGCUAGAGAAGUCGCUUGGACAUGAUUAUGUUGAACUUUCCAUUUCGGGAGAGUCUUUCAUGUUACAUCAAAUUCGCAAAAUGGUUGGAACUGCCGUGGCCAUAAAGCGCAAGUUACUCCCAAGAGAUAUUUUGACAUUAUCACUGGCCAUGUUCUCACGGAUAAUCCUACCACUUGCCCCAUCUGAAGUUUUGUUUUUAAGAGGAAACAGAUUUUCAAUCAGAGGACGACCUGGAAAUGUAACAAGGCCUGAAAUGAUGGCAAUGGUUGAAUCAGAAGAAAUUAUUAAGGCUGUUGACGAGUUCUACACAUCUGUUAUGUUGCCUGAAGUUUCAAAGUUCUUAGAACCUUCAGGAUAUCCUUGGAAAGAAUGGGUUGAAAACUUAGAUAGAAACACAGGCAUUCCUGAUGCAGAAUUGGAUGAAGUCAGGAAUGCUUGGAAAGUGUGGAAGGAAAAGUUUGACAGUGUUGCACCAGUCCUAAACCAAUGA